AUGGAUAAAAUAAAGUUUCAAAUUUUUAAUUAUGUUGAGGAUGAAGAACAGGUUGCUAAAUUUGAACAAAUUAUAGAAAUGUUAGUGAAUGCUGGCUAUUAUAGGGCAAGAAUUCAAGGUUUAUCAAAUUUUGACAAGAUUGUAGGAGGAAUGACAUGGUGCAUCGAAUCCUGUUAUUUCGGUGUAGACAUAGACCUACUUUUUCAAGAGAAUCUUACAAUUGGUCAAAAAAUUGCACUUACAGAAAAAAUCGUUAUAAUGUUACCAAAAAUGAACUGUCCAAACAUUAUAGAACCUCAUCAAAUUCAAGGAUUAGACUAUAUACACAUUUUUCCAGUUAUGCAGUGGUUAAUACAAGAAUCUAUGAAAACACGUAAAGAAAUGGCAAAAUAUGUACAAUUGUUUGCAAUUACUCAAUUUAAUAAAAAGUUUACAUUGAAAGAAAACUUUAUACUAAAUGAUAAAUUAUACGGUGAAUAUUUAACUAGCAAUAUAAAAUUAAUCAAGGAAACAUAUCAACCAUAUCGUCAAUUCAAACAAAAAGAUACAAAAUUAGUGGAUGAAUUUGCUAUAAUUAGUAAUGUAUUGUUAGAAUAUGGUGAAACAUUGCAAAUCUCACAAAGUAUCAUUAAUAAAUUUCAUGAAAGUAAAAUAAAUCAUUUUAUACAGGAUAAAGAAAUUACAAAAGCAAUAAUUGAAAGAAAAAUGCAAGAAAAAAUAAAAGUAGAAGAACUUAAAAAAAAUUUAUCAAAAUUUGAUGAUAAGAAUAAGAGUUGUGUAAGUUCUAAUAUUGUUGGAAAAAUUGUUGAUAUUCAAGCCCAAGAAGUAGCUAAAGUAGUAGAGCAAUAUUCAACAUCAUUAGCUUCUGGCUCUGAGGUCAAAUUAUCACCUUUUACAUGUAUCUUAAGCAUAUUAGAAAAAGAAAAAUUCAUUUUAAAAAAUAAAAGUCGAAACAUGUCUAAAAUUAGAGGCGAGUUUAAUUAUAGAUUAAUUGAAAUGGUAGAAUUAUUAAAAUAUACUCAAAAAACAAAACAAACAAUAAAUAAAGCACAUAAUAGAACUAAUAAUAUCGAAUUCAGUGGAAAUAAUGGAAUAUUACAAAAGCUGAAAGAACUUAUUAUUGUACUUAAUGGUUUAAAAGGCCACGAAAAAAUGUUUCGAGAUCAAUGUAAACUAGAUUUAAAUAAAUUUAAUAAUAUUAUAAAAGCAUUAAAAGAUCAAAAGUUUAAUGAAGAAAUAGAUAAUGUAGCCGAAUAUGAAAAUCAAAGAAAAAAAAUACAUUUAUUAAGAUUACAACUCGCCAAAAAAAAUAGAGCUAUCGUAACUUAUAUGAGACAAUUGGAUGAUAUUCCAGAAAGAUUUGAGCUUACCCAAUAUCAGCGACGAUUUAUGGAAUUGUAUAAUCAAGUUUCAAUUAAACAUAAAGAAACAAAACAAUAUUAUACAUUAUAUAAUACAUUGGAUGAUAAAAAAUUAUAUUUAAGUAAAGAAUUGUCACUUCUUAAUUCCAUUCAAGAUAAUUAUAACGAAGCAAUGACUUCAAGUAAUACAAGAGAACAAUUUAUAAAACAGUUUGAAUACAUAAUUGACGGUGUGCAGAGAAAUAAAAUAAAGAUACAAAAACGUUGUACAGAUGAAAAAAAUCGACGAGAUGUAUUAAGUCUCGCCCUUGUUAAUUUUAUAGAUCAACAUCGUAAAUACGUUUCUGCAGUUAGGCAGCUAACAAUUGAAUGUCGUAAAAAUGAAAUGUUAUUGAUCCAACUUCGGGGACUAUGAAUUUGAUUUCGUUAAAGUUCUACUUUUAU
Ceratosolen solmsi marchali is the source of this 1805-nucleotide messenger RNA. RefSeq names its product coiled-coil domain-containing protein 93 (gene fidipidine). The record is from RefSeq and is a predicted model, not a curated record. Gene Ontology annotation, biological process: Golgi to plasma membrane transport. Bases 1 to 1776 code for a protein of 591 amino acids. Lineage: Eukaryota; Metazoa; Arthropoda; Insecta; Hymenoptera; Agaonidae. The transcript has 14 exons.